This is a messenger RNA of Haliotis rufescens (red abalone), 2455 nucleotides long. RefSeq names its product proton myo-inositol cotransporter-like. The record is from RefSeq and is a predicted model, not a curated record. NCBI's taxonomy places the organism in Eukaryota, Metazoa, Mollusca, Gastropoda, Lepetellida, Haliotidae. Gene Ontology annotation, cellular component: membrane. The coding region runs from base 323 to 2095 and encodes 590 amino acids. Gene Ontology annotation, biological process: transmembrane transport. The transcript has 9 exons. Gene Ontology annotation, molecular function: myo-inositol:proton symporter activity.
CUUUGUCAUAUUUUCACGACAGUUUUAAAAAAUGAGCCACAGAUAAAUGCUUGUCUAAUCACGCCAAUGUGCCGCCAGGCAUUUAUCAACCGACUAAAGGAUUGUACUCUAGGCUAUAUAUGUGACGCCCACAUCUGUUGCGCGCCUGAAACGACAACGAGAGCUUGAAAGCGGAAUGAGAAAAUCAAUACACAGCUAUAUGCAACAUACUUCUCUUCAUGCUACGUGUUAAUACACAACCUUUAACCUCCGGGUUUUAGCUAGUCCAGUCUGUCAUGACUCUGUCACGGGACCUAGUCACACAACGCACCCUGUCGUGAGGAUGGAAACAGGUGAUAACACUGCCCCUGUUGAUAAUGGACGAAAAGGGAGUGAGACAGGGCGGAGUGCUAACCCCAGGUUUGUUUAUGUAUUAUCAAUAUUCGCGACGCUCGGCGGCUUUCUGUUCGGCUACGACACAGGGAUCGUUUCCGGGUCUAUGCUCUUAAUUAGGCCAUAUUUCAAGCUAGAUACAAUAUGGACGGAGGUGAUAGUAAGUGGGACGGUUGCUUCGGCGGCCGUCUUUUCCGUGUGCGGUGGAUACCUGGCAGAUUAUGUUGGGAGAAGGAGAACUAUCAUGGCGGCUAGUGUGGUGUUCACUAUCGGCGCUGUGGUCAUGGGUGCCGCUCCAGACAAGGAGGUUCUGCUGGUUGGGAGAAUCAUCAUAGGAAUCGGCAUAGGGUUUGCUUCGGUGACAGUCCCCGUGUACGUGGCGGAAGUGGCGCCUAGCAACAUCCGGGGAACGCUGGUGACCUUGAACCAGCUCUUCAUAACCAUCGGCAUCCUCGUCUCCUCCAUCAUCGCCGGUGCCUUGAGCGACCUCCCAGACACAGGAUGGAGGUACAUGCUGGGUCUUGCUGCUGUCCCCGGUAUUGUGCAGUUUGUGGGAUUCCUCUUCCUCCCGGAGAGCCCACGCUGGAUGAUUGAUUCAGGGCACGUGGAAAAGGCUCGAAAGAUUCUGGUGCAGGUUCGCGGAACGCCAGAUGUCGAGGAAGAAAUGACGGCCAUUAAACAGAAACUGGAGGAGUCCAAGAAAACCUCUUCAAUCAAUGACGGGUUUAUACUGACCCGGGUGCUGACAACCUCUCACGUCAGGCGGAGUUUGUUUGUUGGUGCCGGCCUCCAGUUCUUCCAACAAGUCUGCGGCAUCAACACUGUUAUCUACUACAGUGCGACUAUCAUGAGGAUGGCCGGCAUCUCCGUGCAGCACGCUAUCUGGCUGGUUGUGGCACCCAACGCAGUUAACUUCCUGGCCUCAUUCAUCGGCAUGUACCUGGUGGACAGGCUGGGCAGGAAGGUGUUGCUCCUCUGUAGCUUCGUGGGUGUGUUCUUCUCCCUUGGUGUCCUGGCUACCGGCUUUCAGCUUUCCUCCAUUAAUGCCCCACCAAUCAACGUCACGGAGACAUUCAACAAUGAGACCUAUACCGGUGCUUGUAACAAACUGUACAGCAACUGCGAUGAGUGCACCACCAACACCGACUGCGGCUUCUGCUACGACGUCACCACAGAUGGGUCAUGUCUCCCUGUAGAUACUAACGACGAAGGUCGCUCAUUGGUUGGCCGCUGUAAUGCCAGUGACGAACCAGGGUCCGCCUUCAUGUUCGCCUACGGGUAUUGUCCAAACAACUACUCAUGGAUGCCUGUUCUCGGGAUGGUGCUGUUUGUGUUCUCAUUUGCACCAGGUCUUGGCCCAAUACCGUGGACCGUAAACUCGGAGAUUUAUCCCCUGUGGGCACGUGGCACGUGCACGGCCCUAGCAGGUGCAACAAACUGGACAUUCAACCUGCUCAUCUCCCUCACGUUCUUGACCCUUACAGAGACCAUUACCAAAUAUGGAACCUUCUGGCUGUAUGCUGGCAUGUGCGUGGUCGGGUUUGUCUUCGUUUUAAUAUUCCUCCCAGAGACUAAGGACAAAAGUCUUGAAGAAGUGGAACAGUUAUUUAUGACUUCCGGAUCACGUGAGGAGAAGAUUCACUUCCUGCACGCAGACGCACUGAGCAAGCAAUACACUCCCGGCACGGCAGAUACAGAAACCACGUUAGGUUCGGAUGCUUGACAAAACUAGUUCUAUUGUUGUUGCAUGUUACUUUUACCGCUGAACCCAUCAUUAUCAAUGUCUGUGAUAAGCAAAGUUAUGACCACAUAUUUUUAUAGAUAUCAAUAGUUAUAUCUAUAUUUAUAUAUCAUAUUAUAUAUAAUAUGUAUACACGUAUGGUUGUUGCAAUUCUGACACGCAGAGAAACGUUGUUGAUUGGAAUCAAUGUGGAAUUGUUUUGUUCCGACUGCAGUCAUGUGUAUCACAACCAGGGCAUCGAGACCUGUGAAGAUCAGGGGUAAAACAGGUCUUCAGCAACCAAUGCUUGUCGUAAAAGGCGACUAUGCUUGUCGUAAGAGGCGACUAACGGGAUCGGGUGGU